AAGACAGCAAUUUGGUUAUUACAAUUGGAAGCUGACUCAGACUUGUUUCAGGUGCAUAGAGAUGAGGGUGCCAUAGAAAAGAUGACCACUGCCAAAUGGGAGGCACACAUGGAGAAAGCUGGAGAAAACAGCUAAUGCACAGCAAUCGGCUAUGCCACGCGAAGCAACUGAUGUUGAAAAUCAGGAAAUAAAGAUCUAUAAUACCUACUUCAUGACAAGUUGGACGUAUCGUGCCUCAUUGGAACUUUUCUCUACAAAGGGCCAAUUCAUUCCUAACUACAAUAGUGAUAAACAGCACCGACCAAUAGCAGUCCUUGGAGGACCUACCACUGAGGUGUGUCUACACAUGGCUACCAUCUUAUCCCUCUAUAAGAUGCCACAGAUAAUGUAUGGUUCCACUACCGAAAGUAGUACCAAAACAGAGGCUGUUUUAUAUCAACAAAUGUUCCCAAGUAUGGACCACCAGUAUAAGGGAAUUUUUCUAUUACUGCUGCAUUUCAGAUGGACAUGGAUUGGGAUCUUGUCUUUGAAAAAUGACAGUGGUGAGAAGUUUAUACAAGAUCUGGUUCCCAUGUUAACCCAGAAGGGGAUCUGCUCAGACUUCAUUGAAACAUUUCCAAUCAUUGAUGAUUCAAGCAGCAUUGCUGAGUUGGUGGAAAUGGGACUUGAAAUGUACAUGGUGGUUAUGAAAAGCACAGUAAAUGUAGUACUGGUUCAUGGUGAAAUUUAUGGAAUUAUAGUUCUGAGACUUCUUUCCACCAAUCUGAAAAUUGAAGAUGCAUCAUUAUGGAGAAAAAAUAAAAUCUGGGUUAUGACAGCUGAGAUGGACUUCACCUCACUUCCCUUUCUAAGGAAUAGUGACCUAGUCUUCCUCCAUGGUGCUCUGUCUUUUGCAAUUCACACAGAGAAAAUGUUAGGAUUCCAGCAAUUUGUUCAGAUGAGGAAACCAAACUUAGAAGAAGACAUUAGUUUUAUCAAGCUCUUCUGGGAAAGUGCUUUCCAAUGUUCCUUCUCCAUCUCUCUUAUGAAUGAAGAUAAAAAUGAGGUUCCCUGCACUGGAAAAGAGAAACUGGAAGAUCUUCCUACAUCUGUGUUUGAAAUGGACAUGACUGGCCACAGCUACAGCAUCUACAAUGCCAUCUACGUUAUGGCAUAUGCUUUGCAUGACUUCCAUUCAUCAAUGAUGGAAUACAGAGCUAGAGGGCAUGAAGCCAAACUGGAACUUCUGGAUCAAAAUAUGUGGAAGGUCCAACCUAUAUCUUUGUGCAAUAGCAAGUGCCAUUUAGGUUAUACAAGAAGCAAGAUAGAAGGGAAGCCAUUUUGCUGUUAUGAUUGUCUACAAUGUCCCCAUGGAAAGAUUUCCAGCCAAAUAGAUAUGGAUGAUUGUUUUCAGUGUCCACAAGAUCAGUAUGCAAAUAUGAAGCAGGAUUUGUGUCUUCCAAAGAUUGCAACAUUUUUAAUGUAUGAAGAAACUCUGGGGAUCAUUUUGGCCAGUUCUGCUCUUUUCUUUUCUUUGGUCACAUCUGGAAUCCUUUGGAUUUUUAUUAAGCAUCAGGACACUCCCAUAGUCAAAGCCAACAACCGGAAUCUCACCUAUGCUCUCCUUAUUGCUCUUUUCUUGUCUUUUCUUUGCUGUUUAUUAUUCCUUGGAAAACCUGACAAAGUAACAUGUCUCCUUCGUCAAACUACUUUUGGUAUCAUCUUCUCUGUGGCCAUUUCUUCUGUGUUGGCCAAAACUAUCAUUGUGAUUUUGGCAUUCAUGGCCACUAAGCCUGGGUCUAAGAUGACUGGAUGGGUGGGAAGAAGAUUAACUGUGUCCAUCUUACUGUGCUGCACCUUAAUUCAAGGAUUUAUUUGCACUAUAUGGCUGACAACCUCUCCCCCAUUCCCAGAUGCUGACAUGAGUUCAGGGUCAGAAGAAAUCUUUCUGCAGUGCAAUGAAGGAUCAGUCUACAUGUUCUACUGUGUCUUGGGCUACAUGGGUUUCCUUGCCAUUAUUAGCUUUACGGUGGCUUUCCUAGCAAGAAAAUUGCCUGAUGUUUUCAAUGAAGCCAAGUUUAUCACCUUCAGCAUGUUGGUAUUCUGCAGUGUUUGGUUGUCCUUUGUUCCAACAUACCUGAGCAUCAAAGGAAAAUAUAUGGUUGCAGUGGAGAUCUUCUCCAUAAUUGCUUCUAGUGUUGGGUUAUUGGUUUGCAUUUUUUUCCCCAAGUGCUACAUCAUUGUCCUGAGGCCUUCCCUCAACAACAAAGAACAUCUAAGAAGACAAACCCACAGAAAAACAUGAAUUAUACGUCUCAUUAUUUUAAAUUGUUUGUAAGAAAACAGAAUCAAUUAAUGCUCUAAUCCAAUUCUUAACUUGAGUAAAGGUUUUAAAUCUUCUGGUUUAAUUCUCACUUGAUAGACAAAA
Molecule: messenger RNA, 2407 nt
Organism: Pseudonaja textilis
Lineage: Eukaryota; Metazoa; Chordata; Lepidosauria; Squamata; Elapidae
Source: RefSeq, a predicted model, not a curated record